AGUUGACACUUGACACUUUUUGUAAAAAAACGAAAAUUACAAAAAUAUUGCGAAGAAACUUUAAAUUAUUUUAGAAAGAUAAUUUAUUUUUGAUAUAUUUAUGUCUGGAAUUUUAUCCUUUUAGAGAGAAGCAUAUAUUUUAUGUUAAGUGUAUUUUGACGUCUAACCAAUAACCCUAUAUGAAAUGAAAAAUGAAUAAUAGUUCAGAUGUUCCUUCUUCAUACUGGUCAGAGCUUCAUUGCUCCAAGGAUGCUUUAACGGACACAUAUGGGUGGUUCUUGCAGUUCCUGCUGGCGGUACUUGCGUUUACAUGUCUUAUUGGUAAACGAUUUUGUGAGCCCCGCUACGCUCGUCGGCCAUGGUUGAUCUGGUUUUAUGACACCUCAAAGCAGGGUCUGGGGUCGCUGCUCAUACAUGCUGCUAAUGUAUGGCUCUCUCCACAUCUCACUGGCAACCCCUGCACUUGGUACAUUGUUAACUUUAUGCUAGAUUCUACUUUAGGAUUAUUAAUAAUUUGGGCGGGAAUAAGACUGGCACAGUACUGUGCACGGAAAUAUGAUAUACCACUGAUUAACUUUGGUGAAUAUGGCAAGCCGCCGAUGUGCAGCGCGUGGGUGUGCCAGUGCGUGCUCUACGCGGCUCUGUCCACAUUCGCCAAGUCGAGCCUGGCGCUGGCUCUGAGACUGCCGGCCGUGGUGGCCGCACUGUCGGGCCUGCGCCUGUCGCCCUUCACGGACCCCAAGCUGGAGCUCGCGGCUGUCAUGCUGGUGAUACCGUUCUUUGUUAAUAUAUUUAUAUUUUGGGUGACGGACAACUUCCUCAUGUACAAGCCGCGCGGCGUUAGUUCUAAGAUAAAGACGAAGGUGAGGUACCAGUCCAUCAAGAAGGAGAAGUCAGGGUCUGAAGAUGAGGAGCAUUCCGCAGACGAGCGGCUGCUGGGAGCCAGCGUAUGACCACCGCCCCGGCCGCCUCGGGCUUGAGUAAUCUCGUAGGUAGGUGCAUAUUACAUUGUAUGGUUAGCCGUAGGUAUACUUACGUGGCCUGGCUAUGUUUACUGGUGCGUUUAGGUAGCGAUUCUUAAGCAACGACGCUGUAUCUAUUUAGUGCUGUCAUAUCAUACAUAACCUAACUUAAUAUUUCCUUAUUUUAAAAAUAUGUAUAAGAUAGAAAUUCUUUAUUCGGUGUCCAGCACCACACACCAAACUUUUAUUUAUACCGUAACUUCAGAAUCGCUGUCUAAACCUACCAAUCUAUUUACAUACAGAUUUUCGGUUUAACAGAUUGUAUGUACACUAGGACUGUAAAUUAUUAAAAUUUUAUUAUCUCACAGCUAAUUCAUAGAUAGAAAUUAUAGAAAGAGGUCAUAACUUCCAUAUAUUCCAUAAUUUAUGUUCGACCAUUAGACAAUGGGGAAAGUUCAAAUAAUAAUAUACUUAUAAGUAUUCCACAUGUCCAUUUAAGGGUAGAAAAACGUUGCUCGGUGGGGUGCGACAAGGUGAAAUCGUUUCAUUUUAAGAAAAAAAAAUCGCUAUUUUCCGAAUCUGUAACUUAUAUUAUACCAUAUCAACUGCUAGGCCAGUAUUUCUGGAAUCUAUAUUCAUACGGUUUGGUUUUAAGUGUCAACAAACUUCCCAAUUUCUGUAUUAUCAGGUAUUAUGCAAUCGGGCGUCUACAGAAAGACUUAUCUUAUCUCUGUAAAUUUAUCAAUGACUUCCUUAUUACUUAAUACUAUUACCGUUGGAAUUUCUACUAAGAACGCACCUAAUAAAUAUUUUACCGAAAAAGGGACAACCGAUUAAUCAACAAGUGAACUACAGCGACAGCGGUGGCACUUACUUGUCAUUUAAUCUUAAUAAUAUAGGUAAUCGGAUCAAUUAUUUUAUUUUAACUUGGUGACCGUAGUUUUGUAUGUAUACAGCCACAAAAAAGUAUACAAUAGCUAACGUGGAAGAAUUUUAUUUUUGUUAAUCCAAAUGCACUGAUGUGCUGCUUUCUCUCUGCGUUUGUAAAAUCAUUCCAUUUAAUAUUGGUAAUAUUUAAUGACUAAAUUAUUAAUAAGGUCAGUCGCCAUGAUUUGUACACAAUCCUUUUCAUGAGAAUCACAUAAUUUAUCUAAAUUAACGAUAGUUGUAUUUAAAUAACAUGCAGUCAGUUUUUGAAACGAAAGUAUGUUAAAGCAUACAUUUUUACCUAAUUUAUUAUUGUCUAUCUAAUACAGAGGUUUCAUAGAUUCUUAUAAUUAUGUUCCUAAAAUCGUAUUUUCGGGUUUAUUUCCUCCCGGCGAUAGUAAUACUUAAUAUUUCACUCUGAAGUAAAAUGGAAAUUAUUAUUGAAGAAGUUACAUUUGCUAAGGUGCCAUGAUUUUUUAUUACUAAACAAAAAAAAUUACAUCGAACUAAGACUGAAUGUAAUGCCAACUUUAAAAAAAACGCAGUACCUACCUACCUAUUUUCCAUACACAUUUUAUAUUUAAAUGUGUACCACUUUAUAAAUAAUAUUUCAAAUCUAAUCAUGCUAACAACUAAAUACUCAAUAAAAAAUUUAUUAAUAUUUUAUAUGGCCGUUCUUAUUACUCUAUAAAGAGUUAUGGUUAACUAUCUUAUACCUAUGUGUGUCAAAAAAAACGGUAGAUAGAUCUGAAAAGUAAAACUCAGCGUGUGUUUCACAAUCUCUGGAUAAGGGUUAUCAUAAAAAUGAUGCUGCCGCGAUCGCCACUCACGAGGAUGUCACUGCCAAUACUCAGAGAGUGACAGACAACACAUCCCUUUAUGCAGCUAUAUGCCUAUGGUAUGGAUAGGGUUCCUAUCGUAUAGAUAGGGUUCCUAUCGUAUGGAUAUACAUCCCUAUCGCACGGAUAGGGAUAGACAUUGUGAAAUAAGCUUUCAUUAAUAGGACACAUUUAGCUGGAUACAGCGAUACAUUUGAAGCAUAGAAGUAAAUAUAACUUUAUAAUUUGAAAAGUAACAGUAAAAAGGAAAGCAAUCAAUAUACCUAAUUAUGUGUUUCAUUCUACAUAUUAUUGGCCAUUUAGUUAAAUGUGAUCUAUUUAACUCUACGAGUACUUACAAGUGGUGUAUCAUAAUAUAUCAUAUCAUCACAAUUAAUUAUGCUGUACCUAUGUACCUACUAAUAACUAGUUAUAUGUAUCUAUAGGCAUAUUAAGUUGGGACACUAUCUGUAUAUCAAAAGAAUAUGUUUCAAAUCCGUUCUUCUAUUUGUACAUACUAAAAUUAAUUAAAUAAGUACGUUUGUAAGUACCUACCUACCUACAACUAUUCCAUGUCUCGUCGAUUUAUCACUUUGAAAAUAUUAUUAAGUUUAUCAGUGCUUAAGUAUAAAAUGCAGUGCUCUGAUUGGCUGAUUUGUAUUAAAGUUAGAUACGCUACUAAUCUGACCUGAAUGAUAAAAUUUGAAAAUCAGGUUAUUGUCGAUACCCUGAUCUUAAUGUAUAAAAAAACAUGUAAGUAUCAAAGUAACUUGUAAAUCUACGGUGGCCAUUAGAAUUCGCAUAAGUUAAGUCAUUUGAAUGUGAUCUAGUGUAAAUAAGAAAAUUUAAGUUUUGAAAAUUGCAUUGUACAUACCUAUACACGUCUGUGCAUCUGUUUAUAAAAUAAAAUAUGUUAAAAGUC
Messenger RNA from Plutella xylostella (diamondback moth), 3629 nucleotides. RefSeq names its product store-operated calcium entry regulator STIMATE. Gene Ontology annotation, cellular component: membrane. NCBI's taxonomy places the organism in Eukaryota, Metazoa, Arthropoda, Insecta, Lepidoptera, Plutellidae. The record is from RefSeq and is a predicted model, not a curated record.